AUGGCUCCACCACGCUGGUUGACCGCUGAGGAAGCUGCCUUCUUGCUUUCGAAGCCCACAGUGUACUGCAAAUGGUUCACCACAUUCCCGGAGAAGCCCAGGGUUCUUCCAAACAUUGAGGGUGAGCUGUCAAAGGAACAGAAUCAGCAGCUGCAAUCGGCAAUUCAGACCCGUCAGAAGGAGAUCGAGGUGUAUUCCCGUAAGUAUUAUGAUGAGCAGGUUAAACCACUUGUGCAGAAACAGUUGCAUGGGCGCACCAUUACAAAGGCUGAGAGGCUCUUGAUUAUCAAGGACACCACAGAGGAUAAGUACAAAACAGAAGACGAGAACAUUAAGGAGGAGAUCAGGGUGCAUGUGCUUGCACUUCGGACAUUGGGAGCAAACAGUGACGAGGAAGAUGAAGCUAAGGAGGGUGCGGAUGAGGACAUAAUUGACCCGGUCGUGUGCCAAGCACUCCCAGACAACGCAACUUGCACCAACACACCCAAACAAAUGCUGUGGCUGACAAUUCCCCAUGGACAUGGGGCUCCUGUAACAUCUAGCUUGGAGCCCAAUAUGGAAAGUGGUGAACAUGGCAUGUGA
This is a messenger RNA of Fomitopsis serialis, 582 nucleotides long. RefSeq lists its product as uncharacterized. Lineage: Eukaryota; Fungi; Basidiomycota; Agaricomycetes; Polyporales; Fomitopsidaceae. The record is from RefSeq and is a predicted model, not a curated record. Bases 1 to 582 code for a protein of 193 amino acids. The transcript is spliced from 4 exons.